AGCUGCGGCGCUGGAGGAGAACAGCAGAGCUCUCCGCGCACAUCUCCAUCCAUCUGCCCACACCUGACCCACGAUUAUCGUCGGCUAUGCGUGCGCCACGUGCUGCUGCGAUGUCCAUCAUGGUGCCCCCACUGCUGCUCCUCCUCCUCUCCGUCUUGUUGCCGGGCGACAGUUGCCGGGCGGCGGACAUACCGGAGGACAUCACGGCGGAGUUCUCGGUCAGACUGUACCAGCGGCUGCAGGCCAGGGUGGGCCAGGACAACAUCAUCUUCUCCCCCCUGAGCGUGGCUGUGGCCCUGGGCAUGGUGGAACUGGGUGCCCGGGGUGACACGCUGGAGGAGAUCAGGCAGGCGGUGGGCUUCAGUCAGAUGAUGCCAGGAGUGGAGUUCUCUCUGCUCCAGAACCUGACCACAGCGCUGUCAGAGGACGAUUCUCAGUACGUGGUGAGGUUUGCCAACAGCCUGUACCUGCAGCAGGGCGUGUCCUUCAGCCCUGAGUUUGUGCACCUCAUGAAGAAGUACUUCAAAGCUCAGGUGGAGACUGUGGACUUCAGCCAGUCUGCUGCAGUGGCCCAGCACAUCAAUCACUGGGUGGAGAACCACACUGAGAGUAAGAUCCGCGAGCUGUUCUCCCCAGAGGACUUCAACAGCUUGACCCGUGUGACCCUGGUGAACGCCGUUUACUUCAGGGGCUCCUGGAAAAACCAGUUCCGACCCGAAAACACACGCACCUUCUCCUUCAGCAGGGAUGAUGGCUCUGAGGUGCAGACGCUCAUGAUGUACCAGCAGGGGGACUUCUCCUACGGUGAGUUCAGUGACGGUUCCCAGGAGGCGGGCGGAGUGUACCAGGUCCUGGAGAUGCCGUACGAGGGAGAGGACAUGUCCAUGAUGAUCAUCCUGCCGCGACAGGAGGUGCCUCUGGCCACGCUGGAGCCCAUCAUCAGAGCCCCCCUGCUGGAGGAGUGGGCCAACAACGUCAAGCGCCAGAAGGUGGAAGUUUACCUCCCCAAGUUCAAAGUGGAGCAAAGCAUUGACCUGAAGGAUCUGCUGCAGGAGCUGGGAGUCAAGAGCAUGUUUAGCAGCAGCGCAGACCUCUCUGGGAUGACAGAUGGGAGGGAGUUCUACAUCAGCAAGGCAGUGCAGAAGGCCUACCUGGAGGUGACGGAGGAGGGGGCAGAGGGCGCGGCUGGCUCAGGAAUGAUUGCCCUAACUCGGACUCUGGUGCUGUACCCACAAGUGAUGGCGGAUCAUCCCUUCUUCUUUGUCAUCAGAAACAAGCAGACAGGCUCCAUCCUGUUUAUGGGCAGGGUCAUGACCCCCGAAGUGGUGGAACCCAUCGAGGACUUUGAUUCGAUAUAACUUUGGUGUGCGGCGAUCGCCAGCUCACAGCCAGAUCGGAAUUUCUGACAUCAUAAAACGCUACCUAUCCUCUCUCACAAUCUUCAGCUGUGUUUUAUACUCUUUCACAGAUGUUCUACGGUAAAUUCUAUAUUGAAAUACUAAUAUGUGAAGUUUUGAUACUGGAAGCUUUAAACACUUCGAUACAGACAUGCAGAAAGUGUAAAUAAUCUCUCAUUCAGCUUGUUUGUAUAUGAGAAAGAACACAACAGUAAACCAGGGUAUCUCCAAGGUUUAAAAUCAAGGUCAUAAAAGUAUACAUGCAUACAAAUGAAAUGUUUUAUUAAAGCAAAGGCCCUCCACAAUAUGGCUUUGAAUUCUAUUACAAGUAGUAUUAAAAUGGUCUUGAGUUUUACCUGAAAAACCAUGGAGGUACUCUGCAGUUCAUGCGCAGCCCUUUAAGUUUUGCAGCUUAGUAGUUACUUGCACCCUCAUAGAAGAUGCACAAAAUCUCAACAGUAUUUAAUCUUUUUACUUACUACACUGUAAACAUUUAACCUAUUUUAUUAUUCAUGUACAUUUGGCAGUGUGUUCUAUAUAUAUGCGAAGUAUUUAUUGCUGAAUAAACAUUUUGUCCUUA
This is a messenger RNA of Boleophthalmus pectinirostris (great blue-spotted mudskipper), 1977 nucleotides long. It is a transcript of the gene serpini1, whose product is annotated as serpin peptidase inhibitor, clade I (neuroserpin), member 1. Gene Ontology annotation, molecular function: serine-type endopeptidase inhibitor activity. Gene Ontology annotation, biological process: negative regulation of endopeptidase activity. The coding region runs from base 87 to 1358 and encodes 423 amino acids. NCBI's taxonomy places the organism in Eukaryota, Metazoa, Chordata, Actinopteri, Gobiiformes, Gobiidae. The transcript has 9 exons. The record is from RefSeq and is a predicted model, not a curated record.